AUGUUUCUGUCCACGGUCAUCUUUGCCAAGAGCAAGUCAAAAACCAUUCUGGUGAAAAUGCUGAGCCAAGCUGGGACAGGUUACUCCUUCAACACUAAAAGAAGCCGACUACGGGAGAAACUGACUCUCUUGCAUUAUGAUCCAAUUGUGAAAACAAAAGUCCUCUUUGUGGAACAGAAGAAAAUACGUUCCCUCUAA
Messenger RNA from Neomonachus schauinslandi (Hawaiian monk seal), 198 nucleotides. Its product is annotated as 39S ribosomal protein L33, mitochondrial-like. The record is from RefSeq and is a predicted model, not a curated record. The coding region runs from base 1 to 198 and encodes 65 amino acids. Gene Ontology annotation, molecular function: structural constituent of ribosome. Gene Ontology annotation, cellular component: mitochondrion; ribosome. Gene Ontology annotation, biological process: translation. The transcript has a single exon. NCBI's taxonomy places the organism in Eukaryota, Metazoa, Chordata, Mammalia, Carnivora, Phocidae.